Agrilus planipennis (emerald ash borer) is the source of this 1747-nucleotide messenger RNA. RefSeq names its product tektin-3-like. Gene Ontology annotation, biological process: cilium assembly; cilium movement involved in cell motility. Bases 90 to 1604 code for a protein of 504 amino acids. Gene Ontology annotation, cellular component: nucleus; microtubule cytoskeleton. NCBI's taxonomy places the organism in Eukaryota, Metazoa, Arthropoda, Insecta, Coleoptera, Buprestidae. The record is from RefSeq and is a predicted model, not a curated record. The transcript is spliced from 8 exons.
UUCAAACAUUAAGCUUUCAAAUGUCAGCGGGUAUAUAUAUACCGUUUUUUUUUUUUAUUUUAGAAGUGGUGUAAAAUUUUUUAAUUAAAAUGGCUAAGUCUACUGCCAUGUUUUCUCAACUUCAGCCAUGGAGUUCAGUGGCAGCUCAACCCUGUAUGGAGCAGACAGUUGGCGCACCCAUAACAACACGCGUUGGAAAUUACUAUCAAACGCCUAGACCACAUCCAUGGCGCCCAACAUUGGGAUUUGAAAAUAUUGAAGUGAUGCCACUGCCCAGCCAACCUGUCACCAAUGCUCUAUCUGAUCCCUGUUACACUCCUUAUGGAAUGAUAACGGAACCCUUGAAAUUUCCCAACUUAGUUACCGGUUUCGAAAGAAAUCCCGCCCACGCAGCUAGGGCUGCUUUGUAUACACGUUAUACGCCUAUGGAGUGGUGUCAGGGGAACAUAGCUAAAUACAAUGAAGCGGAUACAAUGAGAAAUUACUCAGAAAGGCUUAGAGGGGACUUUAUCCGGGUUUUAAGAGAGACGGAUGAGAAAACAACUCUUGGUCAACGAGAAUCUGGUCGUCGAUUAGGCGAAAGAAUUACAGAUAUAACUUUUUGGAGAAACGAGUGUGCAACUGAACUUGAGAAAUUAAUAACCGAAAAUGCAUUACUUUCAAACAUGCGUCAAAACAUCGAUAAAGCGAUUUUAGAUAUUGAAGGUCCCUUGCAUAUCGCCCAAGAAUGUCUAUACCAUAGGGAAAAUAGAGAUGGAACUGAACGUGUUCAUGACAUAGGCGAGCAAGCUCUCUUAAAAGAAGUAGAGACUUACAGGAAUGGACAAGAGAGACUGAGGACAUUGGUGGAUAAAAUUAGAGCACAAUUGAGAAACAACAGAGCUGUUCAGUUUGAGCUAGAAACUGACGUACGUAGCAAAGAAUCAGCACUUGGUACGGAUAGUAUGUGUCAUCAGCUGAAUAACUUCUCAAAAGGAAUUAAUUACUACGGUGGAAUCGAAAAAUAUGAUCCAAGUAUAACUGACACAACUACAUGGGCUGAAAAUAGUAACAGAAUUGUGCAGAGAUCCCAAUCAGAGAGAACUAAAACCGUACAGAUGAGAUCGGAUAUUGAUAAUUUGAUCAAUGUAGUUUCGGGAACUAUUUGGGAUGCUUGGAGUAAUACUAAUAAUGCCUUAGCUAAGAGAGCAGCCGAACUAUUAGAGGCAAAAGGAAAGCUUCAGAUGCAUCUAACAAACUUGCAACAAGAGAUAUUUAAUAUCGAAAAGUACAUUGAACUCUUACGUAAAGGAAUCCAGGAUAAAACAAAUCCCAUGAAAGUAGCCCAUACACGUCUUGAAGCUCGCAGUCAUCGUAAAGGUAUUGAAUUGUGCCGGGACAUUGCCCAGGACAGAUUGGUUUCAGAGGUUCUUGAUAUCCAAGACAAUAUUGAAGAAUUGCAUCGUAAAUUAGAGGAAGCGGAAGCUCAACACCAACAACUGUUAAAAACGAGAGCCACGUUAGAAACAGACCUGCACAAUAAAGUUAACAGUUUGUUUAUUGACCGAGAAAAAUGCAUCGGAAUGCGCAGAUCAUUUCCAAUAACUGCCACGAUCAAAUAUUGAUUGUAAAGCAUUGUAUUUGCUGUUGCUUUUCAAUUGUUAGACAUUCCAGUUAGAUGUUCCACUAUCCCAUAUGCUUCAUAAAAUGAAUUUUAAACAAUAUUCUUUAAAAGUACCUGAAUCCUUUAAUAAAUCGUAACUAAUGA